AUGACUGAAGACAGCCAGCCACGUCUUCUGGAUUCCUCUAAACACACCCCGUGGGUCCAGGAUCCGCCCGCAGAGAAACCCCGCGAAAGCGAUGACUACGAGCCAGAGUGGGUGGAGGGAACGACACUGGUGAUGGUGAUCACAGGUAUCACGCUUGUCGUGUUUCUGAUGCUGCUGGAUAUGUCGAUUGUGUCGACGGCAAUCCCAAGGAUCACCAGCCAAUUCCACUCGCUGGAUGAUGUCGCGUGGUAUGGCAGUGCGUAUACAAUCUCCAGUGCCGCCCUCCAGCCCCUAACCGGGAAACUGUACAACUACUUCUCAUCGAAGUGGAUAUUCCUCUCCUUCUUCGGGAUCUUUGAAGUAGGCUCCUUGAUCUGCGGCGUGGCCACCUCCUCGAAAAUGCUCAUCGUCGGCCGCGCGGUGGCCGGGAUGGGAUCGUCGGGCAUGUUGAACGGGGCGUUGAAUAUCCUGGCCGGUGCGGUGCCGGUUAAGAAGAGGCCGGCCAUGAUUGGUGUUAUUAUGGGUGUCGGCCAGCUAGGCCUAGUAGGAGGCCCACUAGUUGGCGGAGCCUUUACGACCUACUCGACCUGGCGAUGGUGCUUCUACAUGAACCUCCCCAUCGGGGUCCUCGUCAGCGCCCUCCUCCUCUUCACACGCAUCCCCGACCAGAAGCCCAAAGCUCCCCCCCGCACCAUUCUCCGUCCAUCCAUGCUAUAUAAAUUCGACCUCAUCGGCUUCACCCUCUUCGCCCCCGCCUCCAUCAUGCUCCUGCUCGCCCUGCAGUAUGGCGGCAACAGCCACCCCUGGGACAGCGCCACGGUCAUCGGCCUGUUCUGCGGCUCCGGCGCAACCUUCGCCGUCUUUUUCUUCUGGGAGCGACACAUGGGCGUCGACGCGAUGAUCCCGGGGUAUUUGGUGGGGAAACGCAUCGUCCUGUGCAGUAGUUUGCUCUCCAUGAUGGUUUUCGGGUUUACGAUGACGCUCUCGUAUUACCUGCCUAUUUACUUUCAGUCUGUCAGGGGGGAGUCCGCGUUGAGGAGUGGGGUGGAUUUGUUGCCGAAUAUUUUGUGUCAGUUGGUCAUGGCGGUUGUUUCGGGGAUGCUGACCUCGAAACUGGGCUACUACCUCCCCUGGGGCGUGCUCGGAGCCAUACUCAACGCCGUGGGCAACGGCCUCCUCUCCACCCUCUCACCCACCACCCCUAUCCCCGUCUGGGCUGGCUAUGAAUCUCUGGUCGGAUUCGGUCGAGGUGCCAUCUCCCAAGUCCCGAUAAUCGCCCUCCAAACCACCACCCCACCCCCCUCCCUCUCCACCGCCAUGGCCAUAAUGACCUGCGCGCAGACCUUCGGCGGCGCCAUCUUCCUCGCCAUCGCGGAAGUCAUCUUCGCGCAAUCCCUGCGGGCGAAUCUCCGCCACUAUGCGCCGGCUGUGGAUGCCGAGGCGGUGAUCGCGGCCGGGGCCACGGGGUUCCGGGAUGUUGUGCCGGAAGGGGAUCUGUCGAUGGUUUUGGGGGCGUAUGCGAGGAGUCUGGGGGGCGUGUUUUUGCUUUGUCUCGGGUGA
This is a messenger RNA of Aspergillus heteromorphus CBS 117.55, 1560 nucleotides long. Its product is annotated as MDR family MFS transporter. The coding region runs from base 1 to 1560 and encodes 519 amino acids. Lineage: Eukaryota; Fungi; Ascomycota; Eurotiomycetes; Eurotiales; Aspergillaceae. The transcript is spliced from 8 exons. Gene Ontology annotation, biological process: transmembrane transport. Gene Ontology annotation, molecular function: transmembrane transporter activity. The record is from RefSeq and is a predicted model, not a curated record.